AUGUUUGUACCUCUCUCGUUGACAAACACACUGACGGAAGAAAUUUUGUGGAAGAACGAAACUCCCAAUAGCGCGUUUUACACGAGACCAUUAGCUCUUAUUGCGGAGAAGGAGAGUGUGGACUUGAUUCGAUUUAUCAAUGAAACUUUCGAAGUUCAAGAACAAGAUUUACGGGAGAAUAAAAUUGAAUUUGUACAUGGUGAUAAAAAAUAUGAAAUUUCUGUUGCAAUAGAGGACAGUAUGAAAGACCUCAAAGUACGAACAAUGGAAUCUGGACUUGGCGGUGCUUAUUGCCUCAUGUGUGAAACGCAUCAUACAGUGUAG
Molecule: messenger RNA, 324 nt
Organism: Didymodactylos carnosus
Lineage: Eukaryota; Metazoa; Rotifera; Eurotatoria; Philodinida; Philodinidae
Source: the annotation of a GenBank genome assembly